Messenger RNA from Chondrus crispus (carragheen), 1591 nucleotides. RefSeq lists its product as hypothetical. The record is from RefSeq and is a predicted model, not a curated record. The transcript is spliced from 2 exons. Gene Ontology annotation, molecular function: iron-sulfur cluster binding; iron ion binding. NCBI's taxonomy places the organism in Eukaryota, Rhodophyta, Florideophyceae, Gigartinales, Gigartinaceae. Gene Ontology annotation, cellular component: mitochondrion. Bases 1 to 1050 code for a protein of 349 amino acids. Gene Ontology annotation, biological process: iron-sulfur cluster assembly.
AUGGCCUUUGUAGUUUCAGGCCCACCUGUCCGCGGCUCAUUUCAACCUCCCCGAGUUUCGUCCCGGGGAAUUCGCGCUGCGCAGCGCCCAGCGGCUUGCGCGCGGCCACGAGCAGCGUGGUAUGCGAGCGCACAACCCGCAACUGAGUCAGAUGCUGCCCUGCGUUAUCAGGAUGAUGGCACCCGCGUCGUACCGAUACCCGUGUUCAUAGCAGGAACGGAAGGCGAUACAGUCGCAGGUGUCUACGGAGUCAUGGAUGGCGAACGAAAUUUGACGUAUGUCGGAAUGAGCCGGGAUGUUGCCAAGUCCUUGCUAACGCACGUCGAGAACCACUCUCCAGACGUUGCCAACUUCGUCAAAGUCAUGACUUUCGCCAUGCCGACGGCGCGGGACAUGAAGCUUGUCGUCGACACUUGGAUAAGAGAUAAUGAAGGCGUACCGCAAGGAAACAUCGAGAAAUGGGUCGAGUCUGAUGCGGAGCUUGCGAAGGAAGCAAGCCUGCUGCCCUCAGAGGUCGCUGUGGUCGAGCCGAUCAUCAGCCCAUUCGAGAGCGCGCAGGUGGAGACCCAGCAGCCCGUUGAGGUUCUUGAGCUCACGGAGGACAAUGUCGACACUGUGCUGGAAGAAGUGCGCCCUUUUCUCAUCUCUGACGGUGGAAAUGUUUCCGUGCUUGCAGUAGAUGUUGCCUCUAAACGAGUUGAGCUGCAAUUGGAAGGCGCCUGUGGUUCAUGCGAAAGCGCGACCGCUACUAUGCAAAUGGGUAUUGAAAAGUCGUUACGUGCAAAGUUCGGGGAAAACAUCGGAGAGAUAACGGCUGUUUCUGCACCAGAGGUAGCUCCUGGGGAACUCAGUGUUGCUACAUGCGAGGCUGUUCUGGACGAAGUUCGGGACGCACUGAAAGGGCUCGGUGCGACUGUUAAAAUUCUAGAAGUCGAUGAUGGCGAAGUCAUUGUAUCCUUUAGUGGACCCAACAACCUUAAAUACGGUGUUGAAAUGCUACUUCAAGAGAAGCUACCGGAAGUCGACGCUGUAACUUUCGAGUUGGAGUAAUGCGAUGUAUUAAACGGGAAGGGUGUUGGUUAACCCGAACCCAUUCAUAGGUAGGAAGAGUGGGGCAGGGCAAACCAAUUGGUUCUCUCUCUCUUCCCUGGCCCAUUACUCGCUUUGGUCGAGACUGAGCAAUUGCUCUUUCGCUUCUCACCUAGACAAAUGGUAGGGCAAGCACGUGAGACAAGACAAAGUUGGGAGUGCUGGCAGCUUGAUAUGCCUGCUGCACUAGAGUCAAUUUUCAGAAGUGCCCUGUUGCAGCCCUCGAUUGAUAUACUGCGAUGAGGGCGCAUCCUUGGUCUUGCCUGUAAGCGUCUUCUGAUCUCCCUCCAAAAUAUACCGCCACCCUUUCUUCUGCCCUGUCCGCACUGGUCGUUCCUGAGGAUCCUCGACGCCCUUCCAAGUGAUUCUACCGUAAUACCGCAGCUUCCCCUUGUUCUUUUCCACGACUUUCGUGACGGUCCAGUAGGACUGUUCAUAGCCGUUGCGAAGCCAUAACAGUCGGGUAAACUUCAUGCCGACGCCGCGAUCUGGCAAGUAGCUA